This is a messenger RNA of Nothobranchius furzeri (turquoise killifish), 2312 nucleotides long. The record is from RefSeq and is a predicted model, not a curated record. NCBI's taxonomy places the organism in Eukaryota, Metazoa, Chordata, Actinopteri, Cyprinodontiformes, Nothobranchiidae.
UCCAAGGUAUAUUUAUGAAUGCAGUUUAGUCAGUCAGCAUGGGUAUAGUAGUAAGGAACAGAACCUAUUUGUACUCAGAAGAAAUGUCUUUUUGAAUUUUAACUGCUAAAGAUUAUAAUUUGCAAGUGUUUUAACCACUAACAGCAGAACAGGAGCCAGGUUCUAGUCAGCUGGUAACGCAGCAAGCUACACAUGAUCAUGACUACGUGACUGGUCAGGGAUGUAAACAGACCAUCAACCCAGUUCAAGCCAUGCUGCUCAACUAUGUACUUGAUAAAAACCGAUCUGGAACAGAGAUUGUUGUCAAGGAUGGGGAUGUCUGUCUGACACGGGAAGACUUCUGGAGCUUGGGCCUUCCUCAAUGUAUGGAAGCCAAUAUUGGAAAUGCAUGCUUCAGACUUGUCAAAGAAGCUGCCCAAAGACAUGGAAUAGAUGUCCACAUUCUAGACAUGUAUGCUGUUCCAACAUUGAAAACAAAGAUCGACGACCCAAUGACGGUUCUACCUGGUGACAUCUUUUCAAAAGAUGUUAUAAUCAUCCCUGCCUGGAGUCGACAACCCGGAAAACCUGACCACUACUUGCUUUGCGUGAGUCUGUUUCAAAUCUUAUCAACAGUCGAACUACAUUUUUACUCUUAGUUAUUUUCAACAUUUAUUUAUUUUUAGAGUGUAUCUAAUUUUCUUUUGGAAAAUGGUUCACAGGUACUGAAGCCAGCAAAGAGAGAGCUUUUUUUGCUGGACUCACUCAAACCAGAUGGCUUUAGCGACAGUGGUUUCCAUACCAUCUUUAGGUUUUUUCAACAUAAAAAUCAGCCCUGUUUUGUGGCUUGUUCAGUUUGGGAAUUCUACAGAAUUCAUAGUAUUCCAAAAAUGCAGGUACACAACUCAUUGGCUUUAUCUGGCAAAUGACAAAAUUUAAUUUCUAAAAAUUAUUCUUAAAGAUCACAUCUGCUUGAGGAUACUAUGAAUUUCAACAUUUUGCUUGAAUAAUAAUGAACACAAAGCCUCGUUCAAAGGCUGUUUUAAAGUUAAGCCUCGUUCAAAGGCUAUUAUAAUUUUAGUUUUGUCUUGGUUAAGCCCUGUUCAGUGGCUUCUUUUUAAACACAAAUAAAAGUAUGAGGUUGCUAAUUUGUUUUUCUGGUGAUUUUGACAGUGACCUAGCUCAUCGCAUUGCUCCAGGCAAGUGGGCAACAAAGUUUGGAAGAGACAUUGAGGGUUUUCCUCACCAAACAACUGGGAACUCUUGCGGCAUCUUCAUGUUGAUGUAUGCACUCAACAUGACGACAGGCGUUCCAUUUUCAUUCACAGAGAGGGACAUGGCACACAUCCGAAAAUGGUGGUGCAUUAGUCUGAUGGAACGAUUCCAGAUUGAUGGUCAUGGACAAAGAUUUGCAUACUGGACUAAUGAGGCUAAAGCAUUGCUCCAAGGGUCACUGCAACCAAUAUACAGGAUCCCAAAGGCCAGAAAUGGGGACAAUGAGGUUCAGUUUGAAAAGGCCAACAGAUGCUUCAUACUGGAGUUGCCGGAUUGUGUGCUCUCAGAAGUCUUGAAGGAAGUGAUCCUCCUGGAAGGAGAUAAGGCAUAUUUGACACUGGCUCUUGUAUGCACCACAUUCAGAAACACUGUGUCCACUAUCUCCUUCAGGAGACAGGCACAUUUUCUGUGGCUUGACAGUGUUGCUACAUGGAGCAUGUUUUCUGCAUCACACAGAAAGGCAUUCUAUGCCAUGUACAACAUUGAGACCUGCUUUGAAUGUGGAAAGCUAUAUAAAAACAGCACACCUGGAUAUGUUGGAACAGGAAAAAGAGGAGUACUGCAAUCCUUUUACUCUGAAUGCCCCCAUCCAGGAUACUGCAGUCACUUCUGCAGGCAAAUGCAAUAGGAAAACAAGAUAUUACACACACAAACACAAAAACACACAAAAGCUUCACUAGAUUAAAUUAACUAACCGAAGAAGUGUAUCCAAGAGGAUGGUCUAAAAAAGAAUUGUUAUAAAAGUCACAAUAAACAUAAAUGACAACAAAAAAUCAAAUGUUAAUUUCUUUUUCAUCAUACAUUUGAUUUGUACAAAUAUUAAAUGGGAUAUGAACAUCUCAGUUGUAAAUAUAAUGAAAUUAUAUAAAGCCUGUUUUUGUUGUAGCUCCACUUCCUGCAUCUCAUCCCCAACUUGCUUGCUGAGAGGAGUCAGACCCUGGGAUCCUCUGUUUUGGACCUUUGUUCUUAUUUGUUACUCAUGAGUACUAUAUUGCUCCAGUGUUUGUGUUUUUGAUUUAAAUAAAAUUUGAACUAUGAAAAAAUUUGAUCAACUCAAA